GUGUGGGGGAAAAAGGCAGAUGUUUGUGUGGAAAGUGGUUUGGAGCAGGGGACAAAAAAGGAGGGAGGGUUUUGUUAGUCACAUGUCUUUUACAUUUCUUUAUCAUUGGCAUGUGUCAGAGUUUUUCAGUCAGUCUGUCUGGAUGGAGUGGAGAACCUGCUUCACUCAAACCCGAGCUUAUUGGCCCUAAAGAGAGAAAGUGAAAUUGCGCUGAGAAGAGAAAUGACUUGAUAUAACAGAAAAAACCAUGCAGCUCAGUGUAAUGUUACUGAAGACAGAGGUCAGGACUUAAAGACUAGAACUGAUGCUUCUCUUACUGUUGUGAGAAACACUGCUGUGGCAACUUGACAGAGGAACCUGAAGAUAACUUACGAUGAGGGACAUGAUGUGGAUUUACGUUGUGAUUAUCUUCUUUGUGUCUGAAGCAUGGAGCAUGGAACCAGGAACUAAUCAGAGCACAUCUAUGAACUCCAGCACUUGUUCUCUUCCUUUAACACUUACGGGAGAAAAUCAAAAAACUUUCUGCCUGGGGUGUGAUGCUAACCUGACAUGCAGUAAUAAGACAUGGAAUGAGACAAUAUUUGUUAUCUGGAAAAUAAAUAUGACCAAGCAAAACAAAUGUUGCACGAUAGGCUUCAAUUCUGGUAUUGGAGGUGAUGACUCCUGCAAAGAUGGCAAGUCUCUCCGAAACACAUCUAGAUCUCAGUCAUACCUGCAUAUCGCAAACUUCUCAACCAACGACGUGGGGGUCUACUACUGUGAAUUGGCUUUCAAGGGAGGAGUAGAAAACUACUUGAUCAAUGUGGAUAUCACAGUUCCUCCCAGGACAUCAGCCUGGUUAGAGGAUAGGGACAAAGUGGCUGUGUGCAAAGCUGAAGAAGGAAAACCUGCUGCCAACAUCAGCUGGAGUUAUGGAAGCAACUUAUCGUCUGUGUUGACAAGGCCUGGCCCAGACGGAUCUUUUACAGUAGAGAGUCGUCUGGAGCUUACAGAGGGCAUGGAUCCAAAGCACUUGACUUGUAUCAUCAGGCAUCUGUUCUGGAAAGAAAAAGACGUUGUUCUGGGGAUAAAACGCAAAAAAGUUGCAGGUUAUUUUCCUUGGGUGGCCAUCCUUGUUGUUUUGGUAGUCUUUGUACUUUUGAUGGGAUUCUUAUAUUUUGCACAAAAGAAACUAAUGUUGAGGCGAUGCCAACAGUCUGACACCUCACCAUCCAAAUCUCCACCGACAGAGGAUGUGGAGGAAGUGGAGCCCUAUGCCAGCUAUGUUCAACGUGUGAACUCUAUCUAUAACUGAGCUGCAAAUUUCUUCACAUAAAAAUCCUGCACAUGCAUCACACACACACACACACACACACACACACACACACACACACACACACACACUCUUAAAUGCACAUGGUUCUUUGUGAGAACCUGAAGGCUGUGAAACUGAGAAGUGGUGAAAUAGUAAAGAGAGAGGAGGGAGUGAGAUGAAAGACUUCCGAUAAGAGAGGGAAGCCUCUCAAUUCUGUCCUAACAAACUCUCAACUGAUGGAACAGGGGAUGUACCCGGUGUCGCGCGCUGGCUCCCUUGCACAAUACAUGCAGCCCACUUCUCUGUGUGUGGGUUUCAUGGAGAACAUUAUUUAUGACUACAAAUGCAACUGCAGAAUCGGAAAGAAUACUGUCUUCAGCCAGAUGCAGUAUACCUAAAAUACAGUACCACAGACUUUUGACGUUGCUGAUGAAAUACAUGGGCUUUUUGCAUAUUUAUAGUUUGACUGCAAAGAGAUGAUGAAAUAGAUACUUGCUGCAGUCAGUCCAGUAAACAUGCCAACCCAUGAGUAAUAUGGUGACACAAUUGCUUCAAGAUAAUGUGGACAAUUUAUGUAAAGUAUUCAUAUUAUGUGUUAAUGUAUCAUUAUGUAAUUACAUUUAUUAAAAAUUAAUCUAUCAACA
Lates calcarifer (barramundi perch) is the source of this 1938-nucleotide messenger RNA. RefSeq names its product cell surface glycoprotein CD200 receptor 1-B. Bases 374 to 1294 code for a protein of 306 amino acids. The transcript has 7 exons. Gene Ontology annotation, biological process: regulation of neuroinflammatory response. Gene Ontology annotation, molecular function: signaling receptor activity. The record is from RefSeq and is a predicted model, not a curated record. NCBI's taxonomy places the organism in Eukaryota, Metazoa, Chordata, Actinopteri, Centropomidae.